GAUCCCUUUCUUCCUCGACAGUGGUGUGGUGUAGAAGGAGAGGAGCACCGGCGUCCACACCGGGGAGGUCGAAGGGUAGGCGGUAGAUUGGAGGAGCCCAGCGAGCCGGUCGGCCGGCGCCAUACAGAAGCAGCGCUGCCGUCUCCUUUCCCCCACUUUUUUAGGAGCUGGAUCUGAGGUGGCCAACCGCCGCUGUCGCCGCCGCCCCGUCGGGAAAAGGCCACCAUGUAGAUCACGCAGCAGGCCGGUCCACCCGCUAAAAUCUGUUGAUUUUGCCCUUCGUUGUAUCUUCUGCACCAUCUGCUUCUCUAUUCACCCGCCAAACAAAUGAGUAUGUGCCAUGCUUUGCAGGAAAUUCAUUGAACAGAUGUACCUCUUCUCCUGAAGCCGAUGCUGCCAUGCCUAUGAAUCGGAUAUGACCGAUGCUUUGUCAAGGGCUCAUAUGAGAGAAGAAAAGGAGGCUGGAGAUGCAGAGAAAGAAGCUCUAAGCUCAACAAAGGCAUCAGUUGCACAAGAGCAUUCAGAAACAUCCAUUUUCCCUGAUUUUUGGUUUGACAAGGAUGAAAACGUCGGCAUUAGAGUCGUGGUCGUGGCAGGGAAGGCGAACCCAGCGCAGCUCUGCCAGUGGCUCAAGAGGAAGAUAAGCAAGGAUGUCAAGAUUUUCCGCCGUUGUCCACACGGGCUGAGAAUUGUAAUAAGCAGGGCUAGCCGUGUGGGGUUAAGGUGCUUGCCGCCGGCGACCUGCGUGGCUCUCGGCCUGCAUCCUCGCUGAACUCAACACCAACUAUCGCGCGCCCGCGAUGUGACUGCUGUUGCAACAACGACGGCCAACGGCUAUUGAACGACGAGGAUGCCCUUCGGGGUUAUAGCAUGCAAAGCAAAGCAGUUGCUCGAUCCUCACAGCCAAUAUAUCUCCGUGUAGAAGCAGAAGAAGCAGCAAUUGAUUCGUAAGCAGCAAUUUUAUCUGUUUCAUUCCUUUGUAUUUUUGCCCUCUGUUUCUGCUGAAUGUAUGUAUCACUUUUUUCAGAUAUAUUGAUCUUCACAUUCUUAGUUGGCAUCCAUAGUGGUUGUAGUUGUACACAUAGCCGUUCUCAGUUGGAUACGACAAUUAGAAAGUUGCACAACACUAAACCUUUUUCCUACGGCGAUGAAAGUGGAACGGUAUACAUUGAACUGAAUACACAUGGCGUUCAUUUUUUUGGCAUUUAUAGUAAUUCUUGUUGCACACAUAGUUGUUUUCGUCGGAGACGAUCAUUACUAGUAGUUGUAGUUGCACAUACAGUUGUUCUCAGUUGGAUCCUAUUAUUGAAAAAUUGCACACAUGGCAAUCAUUUUUUGUUGGCAUCUAUAGUAGUUUUAGUUGCACACAUAGUUGUUUUCAGUUGGACACGAUUAUUGGGAAGUUACACACACGGUGAUCAUUUUUGUUAGCAUCUAUAGUAGUUCUAAUUGCACACAUAUUUGUUCUCAAUUGGAUACGAUCAUUGGAAAGUUGCACACACGGCGACCAUUUUUUGUUGGCAUCUAUAGUACUUCUAGAUAUUAUGCACAUAAUUGUUCUUAGUUAGAUACGGUCAUUCGGAAGUUACACACACGGUGAUCAUUUUUUGUUGGCAUCUACAGUAGUUCUAGUUGCACACAUAGUUGUUUUCAGUUGGACACGAUCAUUGGAAAGUUGCACACACGGCGAUCAUUUUUGGGUGGCAUCUAUAGUAGUUCUAGUUGCACACAUAGUUGUUUUCAGUUGGAUAGGGUCAUUGGAAAGUUGCACACACGGCAAUCAUUUUUUGUUGGCAUCUAUAAUAGUUCUAGUUGCACACAUAGUUGUUUUCAGUUGGACACGGUCAUUAGAAGUAGUUGGCAGGGGCAAUAGAAGUAGUUGCACAGAAUCUGCUAGUCAAAACUUCACGGUGGCGAAAGAUUCCUCUUAGUAAAACUGCAGAGAAGAAAGGUGCGCGCGGAGGCAGUAUCCAAAGGGGUAGAUGCCACAUCUUCUGCAGCAGCCGCUGUGGUAACAUAAAGUUCCAUCAGGAAUAUUUUUUACUCCACAUACAGGCAGCCAAGUGUAUGAAUUUUCAUACAAGUGUAUGAAUUUUCAUACAUGAUUGCAGAAGGACUAAUUAAGCAUUGGCAUGCUCAACUUUCUCAGUUGCUCAACGUUGCCAUCUUCAAGUUUUUUAGAAUUGUCCCAAGAGUAUGUAACAACUUGGCAUCCUCAGGCUUUCUAGUUGCAGAAUAGUAUCUAAUUAGUUGGCAACCUCAGUAAUUCUAGUUGCACAACAAUAUAUAACUAGUUGACAUCCUCAUCUUUUCUAGUUGCACAAAAACUCAGAUUAGUCCCAUCUUAAAAAAAUUGAGGAUUUCCCUACAGUAUGUAACGACUUGGCACCCUCAGGCUUUCUAGUUGCAGAAGAGUAUCUAUUUAGUUGGCACCCUCGGCAAUUAUAGUUGGACAACAUUAUCCAAGUAGUUGACAUCCUCAGCCUCUCUAGUUGCAUAAGAAUUCAGAUUUAUCCCAUCUUAAAAAUUUUGAGGAUUGCCCAACGGUAUCUAAUCACUUGGCACCCUCAGGAUUUCUAGUUGCAGAAGAGUAUCUAUUUAGUUGGCACCCUCUACAAUUCUAGUUGCACAACAUUAUUCAAGUAGUUGUCAUCCUCAGCCUCUCUAGUUGCACAAGAAUAUCUCAUUAGUUGGCAUCAUCAGCAUUUCUAGUCGCACAAGAAUAUCUCAUUAGUUGUCAUCACCAGCAUUUCUAGUUGCAGAACAAACAUAAUAUCAAGUUGCCAUCCUCAACAUUUUAAUCUAGUUUUCCAGAGAACAAAUAUUUGUAUGUAAUGAUAACUAAUCACCUUUGCCUUUUUUUGCAAACCGCGAGAUAUUGUUCAAGGAAAUGAGAGUAAUGAAGCAGAUAAUGUUGAACGAUAGUCACAAGCUGGCUACCUGAUGGAGACUACUCUGGAUACCUGAUGUUUGAGUUGGAUAGAAUACCUGUUUUAGUUGGCUAUAAUACUCUAGAUACCUGAUGCAUUUUUUUCACCCCUGGAUAUGUUUGUUUGCAGACAUCCAUGUGAAAGUUGGUUUCAAACAAUGGUUUUCUUGCACAGGGAACUGAAUUUCUUAUGCUUUUACUUGAUCUUCCUUCUCUGCUCAAAA
This is a messenger RNA of Triticum aestivum (bread wheat), 3153 nucleotides long. RefSeq lists its product as uncharacterized. The record is from RefSeq and is a predicted model, not a curated record. The transcript is spliced from 3 exons. NCBI's taxonomy places the organism in Eukaryota, Viridiplantae, Streptophyta, Magnoliopsida, Poales, Poaceae. Bases 416 to 772 code for a protein of 118 amino acids.